CGCGCCGCAGAAACUGCCGAUCCUGUCGAAGCCGAGCUGGAAAAGUCAAUGGAAAAUCUAUUGGCCGACGAUGUCGACGUGACGAGUGAUAACAUCUUUAAUGAGCCGUUUUGCCUAGCUGUGUCGACACCAGCGAGGGUUCUCAAACCGAUUGAUAGGGGAGAGGCUGCGAAAGAAUUGAGAAAUCGUCAUUGA
Messenger RNA from Paramuricea clavata, 195 nucleotides. Lineage: Eukaryota; Metazoa; Cnidaria; Anthozoa; Malacalcyonacea; Plexauridae. The record is from the annotation of a GenBank genome assembly.